This is a messenger RNA of Paramecium tetraurelia, 294 nucleotides long. RefSeq lists its product as uncharacterized. The transcript has 2 exons. Lineage: Eukaryota; Ciliophora; Oligohymenophorea; Peniculida; Parameciidae. Gene Ontology annotation, cellular component: mitochondrion. The record is from RefSeq and is a predicted model, not a curated record.
AUGUAAUAAAAAGCAAAAUAAUUCUUUGCCACCUAUGGCAAAUUGGGAAUAACCGUUUACUUUUCCAUCUGCUUAGCCAAUUAUGGGAUCGUUUACUUCGCAUUGAGAUAGGGAGUUGAUGUGAAAUAGGUUGGAUCAAAGUUAGGAUUUGAUACCACUCAAGGAAAAUGGGAAUAGAUUGAAACAUAUGGUACACCUACGGCAGCAUACAUUAUUUACAAACUCAUGGCCCCAAUCAAAUGGCCGAUAGUAAUAGGAACAACAGCUUUUUUAAGUAGGAAAGGAAGAAGAUGA